Cryptococcus wingfieldii CBS 7118 is the source of this 1206-nucleotide messenger RNA. RefSeq lists its product as hypothetical. Bases 1 to 1206 code for a protein of 401 amino acids. Lineage: Eukaryota; Fungi; Basidiomycota; Tremellomycetes; Tremellales; Cryptococcaceae. The record is from RefSeq and is a predicted model, not a curated record. The transcript is spliced from 7 exons.
AUGUCUACCCAAAGACUCUGGAUAUCGGAUGCUUCACCGCUAUGCUUCUACUCACCUGCAGACGCAUACUUUUCCGGUCAGAACUUGUCUCCUUGGACAGGAUCCGACAGCUCAAGCUCUACGGCCAAGCGGCAGAUUGGGGGUACAGUCGCGGGAGGAUCUACUUAUCAUAGUGCCACAGGGAGCGCUGGGGUCAUAUUACCUUCGAUCUAUGCCACCAGCUUUGCCCCCAUAUUCAAUGCCAAUGACUACAAUGUGACACUUCAGAUCAACUCGGAUGAUUCGCAGACGUGGGAAACUGCUCAAAACUGGACAGCCUCGGAUGGAAAGUUCAAUCAGCAGACGUUCACUUUACAGUCAUCGUGCGGGGUGGAUGGAGGAUGUCAGGAUGCGUUUGAGUUUCAUGGGGCUUGGGUGGAAACGCAGAUGGCCCCUAGCGGGUCAGAUACAGAGAGUGUCACUCUCGAUGACGGCUCUGAGCUCGCCCGAUACUCGGGCUUUUCUCCUAUAGACUCGAACAACGAAAUAGUACAAGUAUCGUCAAACGACCACAACUCAACAUUAUCGAUGACGAGUACCGCAGGUGCUACCGCUCAGGUUGACUUCAAUGGAGCGUCGAUUUCAAUAAUGGGAGUGGUCUGUCCAUCUUGCUCCACCUUCACAGUAACCCUCGACGGCACUGUUGCCGCCACACUCGAUACCUCCAACAACGUCACUGUACACGACACCCUCUUAUUCUUCACCACCAAUCUUGACACAAGCAGCACGCAUACGAUGUCUCUAGAAGCGCAAGGAGGGCUGGUGAUUGACAGAUUUGUGGCCUACGGCCCGGCGGGAGGUGUCGGUUUCAUCGGUACCGUAGCAGGCUCUACGACGACCUUAUCUCCAUCUGGCACCGGGGCCACGACUACAACAGGCGCUACUGCCACAUCUACAGGCGUAAAGGGCACAUCAGGAGGAGCCCCAAAUAUAGGUGUGAUCAUCGGUGCCGUAUUGGGUUCUCUUGCAGGAGUGGUGCUACUGUGGUUUGCAUGUCGCAAGGCGGUACAGGCAAAGAAGAAAGACGACGAUAAGAAGCUGGAUCCGUGGGAUGAAGCUAAUAUGUUGCAAAAUCAGAAGAAUGAAGGUGUACACGUUACUACCGCUGCAAACCAGCGAUAUGUAUAUCCUGGACUCAUCGCUCAUAGCGACCUCAAAAAGAAGUGA